Messenger RNA from Contarinia nasturtii (swede midge), 1487 nucleotides. It is a transcript of the gene UQCR-C2, whose product is annotated as cytochrome b-c1 complex subunit 2, mitochondrial. Lineage: Eukaryota; Metazoa; Arthropoda; Insecta; Diptera; Cecidomyiidae. Gene Ontology annotation, molecular function: metal ion binding. The transcript has 5 exons. The record is from RefSeq and is a predicted model, not a curated record. Gene Ontology annotation, cellular component: mitochondrion. The coding region runs from base 147 to 1478 and encodes 443 amino acids.
GUCAAAAAAUUAAAUCGAACAUUGACGAAAAAAAAAAUCGUCUCUGUCACUGUGUGUGCAUGUUCUGUCGCACUAGAACCCGAGCUUUACUAUUUCAUUGAUUUGUGAAUUAAAGAAAUCUUCGGUUAUCAACAAAACAUACUAAAAUGGCAUGUACUGCAAGUAAAACUCCAUUUUUGAGAGCAAUUGCUACUCGUGGUUUUGCCGCUCAAGCCAGCCCAAAGGUUGCCAGCGCAAAAGUGAAUGAAUUGCAAGUAACGACAUUACCAAAUCAAACUAUUGUUGCAUCGAUUGAUGGAAAUUCACCGCUAUCUCAUGUUUCGAUCGCUUAUCGUGCUGGAUCUCGCAAUGAAUCCUACGAAAAACAAGGUACAACACACGUACUUCGUGCUGGUGCCGCUCUCUCAAAUGCGAAUAGUACCGGAUUUGGCGUGAUUGUAAAUGUUAAAGCAACCGGUGGUGAUCUUAGUGUUUUAUCGGAUCGUGAAUCAAUUGCAUAUAACGUUGAAUUGAAACGUGACGAAUUACCAACUGGAUUGAAAUACUUGCAAGAUGUAGCCACAAAACAAUCGUUCCGACCAUGGGAACUUAAAGAUUCCGUUUACCGUAUUAAGGAUGAUUUGGCCCGCGUACCAUCCGUUGCACGUGCCGUUGAUUUAUUGCAUCAAGCCGCAUUUUAUCGUGGUCUUGGCAAUUCGGUAUUCUGUGCAAAACGUAAUGUUGGCAAACUUUCACCUGAAGAUUUACACAGUUUCGUUUCGAAUUAUUUGACCGCUGACCGGGCUGUCGUUGUUGGUGUUGGUGUUGACCAUGAAUUACUCUGUGGUUAUUCCAAACAAUUGCAAUUGGAGGGUAAAAGUUCACCAAAUACACCAUCAAAAUACAAUGCUAGCCAAUUGAGAGUUGAUAAAUCCGGUGAUUUGGCUACCGUUGCCAUUGCAACACAAGGUGCAUCGCUUGCAAAUCAAAAGGAGGCCAUCGCAUUUGCUGUUCUUCGUAAUGUUGCCGGAUGCGGACCAAUUGUUCCAUACGGUUCACCAUCAGCCGCAUUAGAUAAAGUUGUCGAUGCAGCACUUCAAAAGCCAUACCAAUUCAAUACAUUGAAUGUUUCAUAUUCAGACAAUGGUUUGUUCGGUUUUGUUUUGCAAGCAAAUGCCAGCGAAGUUGGUAAAGCCGUUGAUGCUGCUGUGAAAGCUCUUAAGUCUGGUUCAGUUUCACAAGGCGACGUUGAUCGUGCCAAGGCACAAUUGAAAGUCAACAUUUUUGAACAAUUGGGAACAUCAACCGGUCGCUUCGAAGAUCUUGUUGCACAAGCUGUUCGUGGUGAAAUUUCCGGCAAAUCAGAACUUAUUGCUGCCGUUGAUGCCAUUUCAGUUGCAGAUGUUAAUGCCGCGGCGAAAAAAGUUGCAUCAGGAAAAUGGUCAAUUGGUGCUGUAGGUAAUUUAGCAAAUGUUCCACAUGUUAACGACUUGAACUAAGAAGUAAUU